AUGCGUCUCGAUCUGGCACUCUCCCUUGUCGGGGCUGCGGCCACUGUCAAUGCGUUCGACCGCGAAAAGUUUCGCCUCAAGUCAUCGACCCAGUACACCAAGUCAUCUGAGGCUGCUGCCAUCUCCCUCAAGCUUGCCAAGCGAGGAGGUGACUAUGUUGACGUUGCUACGGAACUAGUCAAAACCGUAGCUCCUGACGCCGAGUUCCGAGUCAUCGAUGACCACUACGUUGGUACCAACGGCAUUGGGCAUGUUAACUUCCGCCAGACUGCUCACGGGGUUGAUAUUGAUAAUGCCAUCUUCAACGUCAAUAUUGAUAAGAACGGGAACGUAUUCUCUUACGGCAACUCCUUUUUCACGGGCGAUUUACCGGCAGAAGCUCCUGCUUCUGCCAAUACCUUGCCAAUUGAUUCCAUCAAGGCUUUGAACAUCGCCUCUGAGCUCCUUGGUCUGUCCAUCGAGACAAACGACGCCGCCCUUGAAGAGAGCUCCGACGUCUUUGUCAUCCAAGGCGUAUCGGGUGCCAGCCAAAACCCCGAGAGCAAGCUGGUCUACUUGAUCAAGCCGGACGGAAACCUCUCACUGUCAUGGAAGGUCGACACGGUGACUCAGGAGACCUCCUACUCCUCAUAUGUCGAUGUCAAUGCGGCCGAGGUCGUCGGUGUAUCUGACCAUGUGUCUGCGGCUACAUAUGAAGUCUAUCCAAUCGGUCUCAACGACCCCUGGGAGGGUGAGCGCAGUAUUGUCGAGAACCCUGAGGACAGCACAGCCUCGCCCAAUGGCUGGCUCGGCCGCAACAACGGUUACGACGCUACCUUUGGCAACAAUGUCAGGGCUGGCGCUCUGCCCGUUGCCGAAGUUCUCUACACCAAGCCCAACGCCAACGGGACCUAUGUGUUCGAUUACGUCCCUGACGGCGGAGCCCCUGUGGACUUCCGCGACGCUGCUGUGACGCAGGCAUUCUACACCACCAACAUGCUGCACGACCUAUACUAUCUCUUCGGCUUCACUCCUGCUGCCGGUAAUUUCCAGCUGAGCAAUGGCGAGGAAGGCGGCAAGGCAAACGACCCUGUCGACGUCUUGAUCCAGCACUAUGCCGGCAAGAACAACGGCUUGUUCUCGCAGACGGUUGACGGAAGAUCGCCCACGCUCACCAUGUAUGUCUUUGACAAGACAGACCCUUAUAGAGACGGGGCUUUUGAUCAGGGAUUCCUUAUCCACGAGUACACUCACGGACUCUCUGGACGCUUGACCGGCGGAGCAGCCACCUCAGCAUGCCUCGAAGACUGGGAAGCCGACGGCAUGGCGGAAGGCUGGAGCGACCUCUUCGCCUCCGCCCUGGCCAUCAAACCACAAGACACGAGCGCCACGGCGCAGUACGGCUUCGCCGCCUGGCCCCUCAACGUGACCAGCCCGCGCACCGCAAGGCUCGUCAUGUACUCGACCAACCGGGACGUCAACAACUGGACCUACUCCAACGCCAACGGUCUCGAGAAGGUCCACCAGGUCGGCACCGUCUGGGCGACCAUGCUCUACGACAUCCUCUGGAGCCUGAUCGACAAGCACGGGAAGAAUGACAACCCCCGGCCGGACUUUGUUGACGGGAAGCCAACGGAUGGCAAGUUCCUGUGGCUGAAGAUUCUCACGGAUUCCUUUUCCAUUCAACCCUGCAACCCAACAUUCAUCCAGGCCCGUGAUGCCAUCUUGGACGCCGACCUGGCGCUGACCGGAGGCGAGAACAAGUGUGAGAUCUGGAAGGGAUUUGCGGGUCGCGGACUGGGCGCGAACGCCGUGUAUGACAGAUCAAACCGGGUGGACAACUUCGACCUGCCUGAUGGUGUGUGCUAA
Messenger RNA from Clonostachys rhizophaga, 1848 nucleotides. The record is from the annotation of a GenBank genome assembly. Lineage: Eukaryota; Fungi; Ascomycota; Sordariomycetes; Hypocreales; Bionectriaceae.